Messenger RNA from Mollisia scopiformis, 1693 nucleotides. RefSeq names its product APG17-domain-containing protein. The transcript has 3 exons. Lineage: Eukaryota; Fungi; Ascomycota; Leotiomycetes; Helotiales; Mollisiaceae. Gene Ontology annotation, molecular function: molecular adaptor activity; protein kinase activator activity. The record is from RefSeq and is a predicted model, not a curated record. The coding region runs from base 119 to 1630 and encodes 503 amino acids. Gene Ontology annotation, biological process: autophagosome assembly; piecemeal microautophagy of the nucleus; autophagy of peroxisome. Gene Ontology annotation, cellular component: phagophore assembly site; Atg1/ULK1 kinase complex.
AAUAAUGCAUCCCGAAACAUCCAGCACAAGACGAUAAAGCCGUCCAACACAAAAUGACCCAUCCCAGUCGAUAGUACAGGCUUACAGAAUAGUACAAAAGAAAUUUUAUCCUUGUGCCAUGUCGGCUUCACCUCCCAAUCCCCUCAGCCAUAGCCAGGCUUCACAAUCCCCAUCCAACUCACAAUCACAUUCGAUGACACAUCAAGAUGCCUCUUUGCAAACUCUUGUCUCGCAUCUACUUGCAGCGAAACGCUCGUUGUCAUCUAUAAGCACUGUGUGGAGGGCGAAUGAGAUAGUAACAUCCGCUCGGUCUGCAUUGGAGGAAAGCGUAGUUCUGAGUGCUAGAACAGGCUUUCUGCGAAGCGGCAUAUCGGAGCAGGUGAAGAUAUUGAGGAGAGUAAGAGGUGGUAUUGAGACUAUGUAUAAAGAUGGGCAACGAGAUUUCAAGGGCGUCAUACGGACAUUGGAUGCAGCGAACUCGAGGCUGGAAUCGACGAUGGAAAUUCUACGAGGUACAAUGGUAGAGGCAGCUUUCAGGCCCGAUGAAGAGGCACCCCGAAGCUUACUCGACUUUGUGGAUGAACAAGGAGUCGAAACUAUGAGAGAUGCUCUUAAAGAGUCCAUCAGAGAGUCGAAGGAUGCACAAACCGAGUUCGACUCCUCGAUUCUUUCCUUUGAUGACGACCUCCGAGCUCUGAAAGCUGCGAUGAAAGCCUCACCCCAACCGAGUGCCUCCCAGUCCCACAACGAUUUCUCUUCUCCGAUACCUACACUUCUGCAUACCCUCGAGAUCAAUGCCCAGGAAAUGGCAGGUCUUCUGGAUUCCCUUGUCUCGCAUUUCGACCUUUGUGUAAAUGCAGUCAGGCAUACAGAAGGUGGUUAUGCAGCAGUCCGUAAGGCAGCCUCGUCUCAGCCGCCUGGUGCAGAAGUUGUCUCUGUGUCUGGAGUCAUGAAUACAGAACAUGAUACUUCGAUGGACGAGCCUAUAUCAGACGAAGAGAGGGCAGAGAUGCUUGAUGUGCUGGAGAAAGAUGCAGCUCAGGUAGACGAGGUUGUGAUGGAGCUUAGAGAAUACCUAAACGACAUGGAAACCAAACAUGAGGCAAUCCUCGAGCACGUUUCUGUUCUUACAACAACCAAUAACGAGACAACAGCGGCUUAUCACAUGCUAGAAGCAGUCGGAACCCGCCUAUCGAACUAUAUCAUCGCUAGUCAGGAGUUCCGAAUGCGAUGGGAGGACAUCAAAAGCAACAUCCACGAACAGCUUGCAGAGCUUGAAUCCAUGCGAAUGUUCUACGAAAACUAUUUCAAUUCAUAUGAUGGACUUCUUCUGGAGGUACAUAGACGGAAGAAUUGUGAAGAUAAAGUCAAAGCAAUCAUGCGCAAAGCUAUGGAACAAGUUGAGAAGGUCUAUGAGGCCGAUAUGAAAGAGAGAGAAGGCUUCAGAGUCGAUGUUGGGGAUUAUCUGCCCGUCGAUCUGUGGCCUGAUGUAAAUGCUGCUGCUCCAAAGUGGAAGUUCGCCAUUGCAGAUGGUGAAGAUGGGAAGCAGGGUAUAGUACCAGAUCUAGACCGAGCUAUCGUUGAGGCAGCAUCAAGAAGAGAGAAAGAGAGGCGUCGUGGAGAGCGAUGAUCUUGGAUGUAUUGGCGUUAUACUGAAAGAAUAUAGAUACCCACGCAUAUAAAGCUAUGUUUU